AUGACUUCCUCAUUCUCUCGCACCAGAUUUUUUGCUCCUUGGUGUGGUCAUUGUAAAAGCUUACUGAACCCCUGGGACCAGGCCUCUAAAGCGUUUGAAUCAGACUCCAAGUGUCGUAUAGCCCAUUUCGAUGCGGAUGCUUCAGCUAACCGGGACAUAGCCGGGCGGUUUAGCGUAUCGGGAUUCCCGACCAUCAAAUUUUUGUUCAAGGAUAAGAGCAAGGCUCCCAUCGACUACCAGGAAGGCCGGACAGCCGAAACCAUCAUCAAAUUUCUCAACAAACAAUGCGGCACCUUCAGAGCGCCAGGGGGCUUACUUCUCCCCGAGGCUGGGCGGGUUGCUGGUUUGGAUGAGAUAGCCAAGUCCUUCCUCGGCCUGUCGAGCGAUGAGCGGCCUUCGAUCAUCGAAAAGGCAACAGAGCUUGCCUCAUCUGCUACUGAGAAGAUGGCCUCCUACUACGUGAAGGUUAUGAACAAGUUGAUCACUGACGAGUCGUGGCUCACGAAGGAGUCUGAGCGUUUGAAGAAGCUGGCUGAGAAGGGUGCUACCAUGGCAAGUGAAAAGUUCGAGGAGCUUCAAAUCAAACAAAACAUCUUGAAAGCUUUCAUCCAAGUUAAAGAAGCCGGAGAGCAUGUGGUUGACAAGGCUACUGGAGAACUAUAG
Messenger RNA from Puccinia triticina, 663 nucleotides. RefSeq lists its product as uncharacterized. NCBI's taxonomy places the organism in Eukaryota, Fungi, Basidiomycota, Pucciniomycetes, Pucciniales, Pucciniaceae. The transcript is spliced from 6 exons. Gene Ontology annotation, biological process: protein folding. Bases 1 to 663 code for a protein of 220 amino acids. The record is from RefSeq and is a predicted model, not a curated record. Gene Ontology annotation, cellular component: endoplasmic reticulum. Gene Ontology annotation, molecular function: protein disulfide isomerase activity.